AUGAAUAUGAAAAGCACAUCUAAUAAUCAUCUCGAUAUCCUUCAAUACCCGUGUGAUAUCAGCUCCAUUCAUUACUUUCUUGCAGGAUUUCGUCGUGGUGGCAUUCAUAGUGCUUCAUCAUACGUUUAUUCACAAGGCACAAAUAGCAUGAACCCAGGAUCUCAGCCUGAGCUCAAGGAAAUUUCAUCUUUCGAGCUUGUUGAAGUCAAAUUCGCUCAAGUUAUCUUCAAAAGCGCCCCUUUAACAACGUUGAUCGCGGUGUUUUGCAGCCCAUAUAAGCCAGAGUGCAUCCCAAACAAUCAUGUUCCUAAGUUUCCUUAUGGUUUGUUUUGUUCCACCAAUAACUUUCAGAUGGAAAACCUGCGGGAGGAAACUGUUAUCAAGUUUGAUUUGAAAGUGUAUUCCUCUCUGUCGGAAAAACUGUACGAGCUUGUAUUGUGUUUGCUAUAG
Fasciola hepatica (liver fluke) is the source of this 450-nucleotide messenger RNA. Lineage: Eukaryota; Metazoa; Platyhelminthes; Trematoda; Plagiorchiida; Fasciolidae. The record is from the annotation of a GenBank genome assembly.